Molecule: messenger RNA, 1618 nt
Organism: Drosophila gunungcola (fruit fly)
Lineage: Eukaryota; Metazoa; Arthropoda; Insecta; Diptera; Drosophilidae
Product: dopamine D2-like receptor
Exons: 3
Coding region: 965-1618 (217 amino acids)
Source: RefSeq, a predicted model, not a curated record
GAACGUGUUCGCACGUGCCGCACGGAUCUCGCAGCAGCUAAAGCCAUCAACUCAACUCAGUUCAGUUCAGUCCACUCCAAUCAGCACUCCAGUCGCAUCGCAUAGUACCGCAUCGCAUAGCAUCGCAUCGCAUCGCAUCGUAUCACCACCCCAGACUCUCUGACCGCAAAAGUGAAAGUGAAAGUGAAUGUGAGGGAUUGUAGGGAAACUAAACAACAACAGAACAGCAAAACAGCAAAACAAUCGAACAAUCGAGUGUGGAGGGGCAUUCAGAGAUUUGGAGCAUUUCAGGCCAAGACUUUGUGUUGCAAAUCAGUGUUUUUGUGUUCGCGCUUCGUCCUAAGUUGCCAUCCCUCAUGAACUUUAACCAACUCAAUCAACAAGCUGCACAACUAAGGUUGCAAAUGUCCACCGUAUAAUAUAUAUAAUAGUAAUCAUCCGUAUCAAAGUUAUUUAAUUCCAAUUUGUCAAGUAUCCGUCGGCGAUAACAUUUUUUUUUUAGUUUUUUUUUUUACAAUUUUUUUUAACGUUUACAAGAGAUAAAUAAGGAAAAACAAAGAAAAAAAUAUAUUUAGUGUGCUUAUGUGAACGAAACAUUUGGUGAAGGCCAAAGAAAGUCGAAUCGUUGGAGAGGCAAACAGAACCUGAAACCGAGCGAACGUCGACUGAAUCUAAGUAAAAUACCAAAGCGAGCAAUACCGAUUACUUUGGCAUUACGUACUUAGAGUCGAAUCGACAGCGCACUCAGGACUGCAGGACUGCAGGACUGCAGGACCUCUGGACUUCUGGACCCGGAGGACUGGACACCUCGGACCACUGGAGUGGUCGGCCGAUUGCUUAAGGAAAAAUGCCGCUGGCAUUGCAGGAGUUGCAGCUCGCGUCCGCUGCCACGCCCCCGCCCCACUAGAGGUUGAGCCCAUUCCAUUGGAGGCGGGGCAGCAGCAGGGGCAGCAGCGGCAGCAUCAUGGCCGCCCAGCCAUUGAGCACCAGCAGCGGCACCAGCACAGCGGCAGCAUCUGCAUCAGCGGCAGCAGCAUCGGCGGGAGCAGCGACAUCCGCCUCCACAUCGACGGCAGCCACUGCCACAGCCACAGCCACAGCCACAGCUUCCGCCACAGCUACCGCCACAGCCACAUCCACAUCCACAUCGACGGCAGCCGCAUCCACGGGAGCCACAUGGAUGCCCCACCCAGUGGAUGGCUCCCAUCCGGCGAACGGCAGCGUUGAGGGCCCCACAAUGCCCGCCGGCUACUUGCCGCUCUACGAGGCGGAUGUGGAGGCGGCGGCGGCGGCGGCGGAGGCGGAGGCGGAGGACGCCGGCUACGCGCUGAUCGACGACAUCAGCGAGUGGCUGUUGGGCUCGGUGGGCGGAGGAGGAGGUGGUCCUGGUGGGGGGGCGGAGAACAGCACGAUUAUGGCCGCCAACGAGACGCUGGGCUGGCUGGAAGUGCUGAACAGCACGCUGCCGACCAGCAGGAGCAACGCCAGCAGUGCGGAGGAGCCGCUCCAGGAGGCGGACGGCGAUGACGAGGGGGAGCUGCGGGGGCGCUAUGCACUGCGCAGCUUUGUGGAACAGCAGCUGGGGGGCGGGGGCGGCGGGCGCGGGGGCGGCUGGUGA